Messenger RNA from Solenopsis invicta (red fire ant), 2897 nucleotides. RefSeq names its product CB1 cannabinoid receptor-interacting protein 1. Gene Ontology annotation, molecular function: type 1 cannabinoid receptor binding. The transcript has 2 exons. Gene Ontology annotation, biological process: negative regulation of signaling receptor activity. The record is from RefSeq and is a predicted model, not a curated record. Gene Ontology annotation, cellular component: plasma membrane. Bases 188 to 688 code for a protein of 166 amino acids. Lineage: Eukaryota; Metazoa; Arthropoda; Insecta; Hymenoptera; Formicidae.
CACCGCCUCCUCUUCUUGCGGGUCUCGCUGAUAGUCCAUACCGGCGCGUCGGGUAGGACGCCGCGUGUCUAGUGUAUAUCUAGUGACUGUUACCGCUCGAUAUUUCUUUUUUCUUUUUCUCUUUGGGGAAACCAAGACAACCGGGCGACUCCGGGCAACUAUUAUGGAGUGUUUGAGCGGCGGCUAAAUGGGGGCCGAUGGACAUUUUCGCGUGACCUUGUCCCUCAGGAGGGAACCGGGCGCCGGUCCGGUCUUCUGUAAGAUGGAGACGUCUGCCAGGUUUCGACAGCUGAAGACGGUGAAGCUAAGCUGCGAUACGACCUACCGGCUCGACAUCAGCUUCAAGCCGCCGCAACUGCUGCAAUCCCUGAGCAUCGGCGGGAAACAAGUAGAGGCAGUCGAACGCGCAAGAAAUGGUACUGCGUGCGCCUACAGCGCUUAUCACAGCACCAAGGACAUAUCGGCAAGUGCACGUGGUCAUCGAGAGGAUUUGUCGAUCGCCAUGAAGGUCCUCGGGUCUGGCUACCUGACCACCUGCCUGCAGAUCAAGUAUUACCGGUUAGAUGAUCAGAGCCACUGCGAGUGGGGUGCCAGAUUACAUUGCAUCGAGCUUGAUUGCUCCAGCGUCGAGGGACGUCUCGUCACAGUGGACCGCGAGACCUACAGAAAGCUCGGCAUAGAAUCUUAACGAAACAUCAUCAUUAACUUCAUCGAUACCGACUCGUUAUUACGUUCGUUAUACGGCGACGAGAUACCCGACGCCGCGCCGAGCCGCAAUCGAUGCCUCUCAUGCGCAAUCGGCUGAAUACUUUAUAUUCGUAAAUGGUAAACGCAAAUUGUACCAGGGAUUACAGUAUUCAGAGAGUUCGGAUGAGUUAGGAUUAAUCUGAAGCUCGCACUUUUUGUCUAACGCACGCUUAGAUAAAAUCCGAAAUUUAUAUAAAAUUACGUAAACAAUGAUUUAUUUCAAAAUAAAUAUAAAAAUAGAAUUGGUAAUAUCGAUAAAGAGUUUAAUUUGAUAAUUUUUAAAUUGAGAUAUAUAUAUAUAUAUAUGUACAAUUUUUUUUAUGUAAAAAAUAGGAGUCUAAAAAUUUUGUCUAAAAUUUGUAUAAUUAACACUUUGAGAAAAAUCUCUGAGAAAGGCUAUGAAAUGAUUUGAAUAAAGUUAAUCAUCAGCUCAUGAAAGAGCCUCUAUGGAAAAAUACUAUUAGACUCGCGAAAAACUAUUGGAAAUUAUUGAAAAACUAUUCGAAUACAAUAUUAUAUACUACUGUUUCACUGAUUUCUUUGUGAGUUCAAUAUUUUUCAUAAGGGAACCUUCGUCAGAAUGCUUUUAUUCAAUUUAGUAGUAAGUAAAUUACGUAGAAAUUUCGUUAAAGUAUUAUCUGGUGAUCGACGGAUAAUUGAGAUUGAUCGUCGUUAGCUGGCUGACAACAUUGCGUUAAUAGUGCGGAUUAAGUUAUUUCAGAGAAGCCUGAUGUAAACUGAUCUUUUGAGGUUUCGUCUUUAUCAAAGUCACCAAAGUUUUAUAUCAGAAAAAUUAUAUGCAAUUAAAUAUCAUUCUCAAAUUCGUGGAAACUUAAAAAUUAAGAUUUAUAAAUAUAUCUUAUAUUUCGGAAUAAAGCAGAGCUUUAUAUGCGUUAAUCGAAUACUGAUUACAUUGCAUCGAUUACAUUGCAGCAUCAUAGUAAUUACACAUACCAAGUUCAAGAUACAAGAUAAAGUACAAACAUCUAAUGCUGGAAUAAUCAAUUGUUAUUGUUUUAGUCGAUAUUUUUAGCUCUUUGACGAAGGAGUACUGCAGAAAUUAAUGAUAGAAAAACAAACUAUAAUACGAAUGCAAUAAUGGAAUAUUUAUGUACAUGGACGCCGUAUCAUAUGUCAAACGUAUGCGGCGUCAUUGAGUACCGAUUAAUACUUUAAUUGUCAAAUGAAUCAAUCGUGAGGCAAUAUGCCGUGAUGAGGAAGAGCGCAGCAUAUUUUUUUUUAAUUGAAAGCAUCAACAGAAAUUCUACUUUGUGUCAACGGCGCGGUGUUAGCUCUCGCGAAACUUCGAGAUCGAAGUGCACAAUGCACUUUUACGCCUAUUGUUAACACCAUGUGUUCGCUUCGAUGUUAUUUUUCCAUUUACGGUAAUUCUCGCAUCUUCUCAUUUUUUUGUUCUUGUUUCUUCGCAUUCUUUAAAGAAUGGAGGAUUUUUGUAGCGAGAAAGCUCGCUCGAUAUAUACGCGUUUAUCGCGUGUAAAUUAAUUGUAGAAGCGUUCUCGGACGCGAUCGUUACGAUAGGAACUCGAAGGCACCUCAAUACUCAAAAACUUUGGUAAUCAGCGAAACGACCAAUUAAUGCCUUUACGCUUACUGUAGUUGUGCAGAUCGUUUCUACUUUCUCUACUCGCGUUUAACGGAUUUCAACAGAAAUUAUCGUUGUGUAAAUGUAAUGCAUAUAUAUACAGAGUGAGUCUCGAUUAUAUUUCAGAGAGUGUUUCUAGGACAGAAAAGAAAUGUUAUAUGAAAACACGGAUUAAACAAUAUUUUCGAAGUUACAUCAAUUGUAUGGGCGUACUCGAGACGCGUGCAUGUAUUUAAGUAUUCAUGCGUAUGUACGUGUGGGUUUGUUAUACUAGCACUGCGCGAUCAUAGAAGACUACGAGUUCAUCCUAUUACAGAUGAGAAAGGAUUUACAAUGAAUCAAGCUUCAGAAAUCGCAAACGUUUCGGAAUGUUCUGCGAUCUCUUAUUCUUAAAUUCAUUACUGAAUGCGGUUGAAGUGUGGAAGUGCGAGAGAACGAACCGACCUUCCCGGUCGUAACAAUAUGUAUAAUGAAAGAUAUCACUCUGGUAUAAAAUCUAUAAAAAGAGAUAUACAUUAUUUACAUACAAUAAAUACAAAAAAUCACA